Messenger RNA from Saprolegnia parasitica CBS 223.65, 342 nucleotides. RefSeq lists its product as hypothetical. The coding region runs from base 1 to 342 and encodes 113 amino acids. The transcript has 2 exons. Lineage: Eukaryota; Oomycota; Saprolegniomycetes; Saprolegniales; Saprolegniaceae. The record is from RefSeq and is a predicted model, not a curated record.
AUGCGCGACGUUGAGGCGCGAAGCAGCCGCAUGUGUCGUCUUCUUGGCGGCGAGAACGUAGGCAAAGUGACCAUCGCGGCCUUGUCGUCGCUGCACACCUGCGUCCACAGCGACGGGUUGCGCAGAAAACGGAGCGGCAACAUCUGCACCGAGAAGCUGCCCGUUGGAAUGGGCACGAGGACGGCCACAGCCGACAAGGGCCCUGUUCGCAAGAGCAAACCCAAGCCGCUCUCGAUCGACAACGCGUUUUGCCUUGCGGCCACCCACGCGACAAAGCCGACGCCGCUGGGUGACGACGAGGACGACCUGCAGCAAGAAGGCAGCGGUCCCGACGACCUCUAG